Molecule: messenger RNA, 2345 nt
Organism: Klebsormidium nitens
Lineage: Eukaryota; Viridiplantae; Streptophyta; Klebsormidiophyceae; Klebsormidiales; Klebsormidiaceae
Source: the annotation of a GenBank genome assembly
UCAGAUUCAAUUGAAGCAUUCAUACAUGUGUGCGCUGGCCAAGUCUGGAGAAAAGUCCUGCGGCGGAGGGAGGAAGUUUGCUGCCCAUUCUGUUGCAUCGCAUCAGGCUCAGUGCUCCCGGCUACGACAGUGACUAUGUCCUAGCAGCCUCAUGCGUAUGUGUACGGGUUUAUGGAAAGAGAACAUUGUGGUUGAAUUGAAUUGAGGUCUAUGUGGCCUUGUUGUGUCCACAAGAUCCUUGACCAGGAAUAUCGCAAUAGUGCCAGAGCCUGAGUGGGGGCUAAACUUACGAGGCUCACUUUGUUUGGUUUAUGUCUGUAGCUACUCACAGAGUGCACGAUAGCUGGCGGAACAGGCUGCAAUGGUGCAGCCUCCGCGCUGCUGCUGGCGGGGCACGCUGCCCAUCCAUUCUGUAUCGGACAAGUGCUUGACCCUGCUGGACGCAUAUGCGGAACAGGUGCUGGCGUAUGGCAGCAACUUGCAGCUGGCCGUCCUGGCUGCACAGGCUGAUCCUUCCUGCUGCCUAGCCAACACGCUGGCGGGCGCAGUUUGCCUUGCUGCAGAGAAGAAGUGCCCCCGUUUGCCUCCCCCGGACCCUCCUUCCAGCACCUUCCUCAAGCGAGCACAGGAACAGAUGGCCGCCGGUCAGUGCACCCUGUAUGAGCAGGCUCACCUGGAGUGCAUCCUAGCAUUGGCAGCGGGGGAUGUGGCGCUCAUACUGGAGAAGCAUCUUUCCCUGCUGCAAGACUGGCCGCAAGAUUUGGUGACGUUGAAGCGGGCACAGACACUUGCCUUCUAUGUGGGGCAGCAGGACCUCAUGCUGCGCCUGGCGCAAAUGGUAGAGAAGGCGAAUGCUCGUUCCCCGUUCUUCCACGGCUGCCUGGCGUUUGCCCUGCUGGAGGCAGGCCGCGUGACAGAGGCUGAAGCGGCAGCACGCGCAGGGCUGGCAUUGCGAGAGGACGACCCAUGGGCCCAGCAUGCACUGUGCCACGUGUACCACCACCGCUGCCAGUUUGAGGAGGCGGUGCGCUUCAUGCUGCAGAGAGUGCACCAGUGGCAACACUGCUGCCCCUUCAUGUACAUCCACAACUGGUGGCACCUCGCCCUCUGCUACGUUGACAUGGGCCGGCCCCAGGCUGCGCUGGCCGUGUUUGACCAGCACAUCUGGAAGGACGAGUGGCGGGACCAGGGCUCCACCGAGGACUGUUCUAACGGGCUGGGGCUGCUGCUGCGGCUCGAGCUGCGCGGGCAUGGCGCCGAGGUGCACGCCAGACUGCCCGCACUGACGGACCGUAUCCAGAACGAGGGCCUGUGGCACGUGGAGCUGCUGCUGGACGUGCUGGCGUGCUGGGCACUGCCGCGCUGCGGGCGCGACGCAGGGGGCCGCCAGCUGCUUGCCAAGAUGGCGGCGCUCGCAGAGAAGCAAAAAGGGCCGAGACGAGACGCCCUCCAGGCCGGCUGGCUGCGGUUGGCCGAGGCUGUGUCUCGGUAUGCGGCCGGAGACAUGGACGAGGCGGCCGACGGCCUGCUGGCAACGGACUGGAAGAGCCUCAAGGUGAUCGGUGCGUCCGACGAGCAGUUGGACGUGUUCCAGGAGCUGCUGUGCUCCGUGUUGCUCGCUGCGGGUCGCUGCCACGCCGCGCUGCGCCUGCUGCAGGAGCGGGCCCGGGAACGGGACCGGGUGCCCUUCACGCACCACCUCCUGGCACGGUGUAGGAGAAUGUGCGGAGACGAGAAGGGCGCAAAGGAGGCGCAUGCGAGGGCCAGCGAACUUGAAGCUGCUUACUCGGUCUAGAAUACUGCCAGCUGCCACCAAAGCCCGUGGUUUCUUGAGCAUGCGCCUGCUUUACCUUAAAAGAUUUGGUUGCGUUUUAGAUGUCGUCAAUCAGCCUGUGUACUUUAGCCUAAUUAAUUGCCCGCUUCCUGUCACAAAGUAGGUCAAAACUCUCGAGAAACGCUUCUUUUUGCAGAUCAUUACUUGCGGAGCAGUUCAUAAGAAGUUUGGAGUAAGCCGAAGAUAUCACUUGCCAGUUAGCAAAUGCGUUCAGUCAGCCUUCAAAGCAAGCUACAGUAGACUCUGUGGCGGUCUGGUAGAUGUCCUAGCGUAACUGGUGAGAAUUACGGAAGUCACAGACACGGAGUGGACGUAUCGGAUUGUUUUGAGUUUAGACAAGUUGCAAUGAUUGAAAUUGGCGCUGGACGAUACGUCUGGUGGGACCUCUAACAACAAUGGAAUUACCCGAUUGAGCAAAGACUAUAUGCCACUAGCACGUAAUAGUAGUUAACAUUCAGGCUGGGGUCGCGUGUUUUGUACGCGUGCUGCAGUUUUCUUAAAACAUACAUCA